AUGGCAGAAACACCAGACGUGCUCUCCACGACACAGCAGGGGGAGCCACCACGGCAGCUGUAUCAGGUGCAGUACAUGUGUACCCAUCAGGGCUACCAGGGGACUCUUACAGCCAACACAUGUGGCUGUGAAUUUAAAAGUGAAUUGUUGAAUGUUGAUUUUCAAUGGGAUCGUGUGAAGUGGAUUCGAAUGGCAACGAAGCAUGUUCGUGAUGCACCGACCUCUGUGAUUGCGAUCAAGACAAUGCGUCACAAAGGCUUGGCAUCACGCAUCAUCAGCAGUGGGAAGUACUACUUCUAUAACUUCAAUGAUAUUGUGAAGGCAACAAAGCACCUUCAGAGACUAAAGGAGAUCGCAUCAGCACCAAAUGCCGCUGCAUUAACAUCAGCAGGGAAUCUUGACUCCCCCGACUGUGACGCCUCCGGCAAUUUAGGCGUUCUACCUGCGGAUAGCAGCAGCUUUGGUCGUGGCUCUUCCCGGGCUAAUCAGUCACCGAUUGUUCACAGUAAUAGCAACCGCAAUGUUUCUAGUCCUGGUAUAAUUCUUGGUGGAAGAGGGGAAAACAGGGCUGAUGCUUCGUCGAUUGCUUCUCCCGCGGAUAAUGAGAGUCUUGAGAAUUAUUCAAUAGCACGUGUAAAAAGAACUAACAACGUGGGGGAGGACGUCGAAGAGGAUGCUGAUGGACGAAAUGGUGGUAGGGUUAGCAUGCCGUUUAUUAUCGGCAUGACACGCCACACUGACGCUAGAGAAAGUGCCUCUGUGGUGUCACAACAGCCGCGACGUGGUAGUUUAUAUGUACCAAGCAAAACACGUCGCUUGGUGCCUUCGAGAACGCAGGAAUCUUUCUUCACUCGCUGGUUUGGCAGCAAGGGUAGUGAGUUUAGGAAGAGAAUCACUAUUACUGCCGCCGUGUUGUUUUUUGUGGUUUUUCUAUGUGUGUUACUGCACGUCCGUGGUGAUAGAGACCGUCAGCACGAGGUGACUCCGCGUGAGAGAGUGGACAUUGUUGUUCGAGAACUAGGGCAGCUGCAUCACUGGCGCGAAGAACGGCAGCGUGAGGUGCUUAAAGGGAACCACCAACGGCAAAUGCAGCACAGCAGUCCAUUGCUAAUGGUGCAGCCACCGCCCCCAGUGUGCGUCACGCUCGACGAUAUGACCGUCGUGGUGAGGGAGCUUCUGGCGCAGUACGUCGAGGUGCAGCGGGACGUUGUGUCGCUGCGUAUGCAUCGCCUGCGUCGCGAAAGUGGGGAUCUCGUCCCAAUCCUCGAGGCGCGACGUCGUGCCCUCUCAGAGGUUGCCCUAGGUAUUGCCGCAGGUGGCGAGGAGCCUGGGGAGGGCGUAGGUGACGAGGAUUGGCUACACGAUGGGAGUGUCUACAAGCCGCCACGCCGAUUUUCUGUGUCACGUGUCGCUGCCGAUGUGCGUCGCUGGUAUCGUUACGUGCAGAAUGGUACGGGAAAGUUGCUGUGGUUACUCGGCCUGAGCAGCAGCAAUGCCAAUAGCCCUAGUGGAAGUUCAAGAGGCCACCCCUCGCACAACCCCGUUCACUGGCUUACAUCUUUCUGGGGAGGCGGCGGUGACAGAAGUAGAAGCAGCGCUACAGCUGAUAUUGAGAAACGACAGCUCACACGCUACACAGAGUUCCUGGUAAACGGAAAAGUUGUCACGCAAGAGAUUUUUGCCGAGGAUGCCAAGGAGCGCCGCAGCUGCCUCAGGCUCACAAGUGAGCUCGUCCGCCUCUCACAGCUACUUGAAGGAAUUCUGCUUGAGUACCUGGACUUGGUGAUGGCUCCACAGCUUGAGAUGCACCUCUACCAGGUCCCAUCUAGUGUUGCCAUGGCACGCGCCGAAGCAUCAGCGUGCAGUUCGUCAGCCCAUGACGCUUCACUGGGAGGAAACCGUGGAGAUGCUGAGGGGUUGUUGACGGGUCGCAAUACGUAUCUUCUGCGCUCCAUCUUGUUACGGCGCCACGCCCUCGCCUUGCUGCGGCUGGAGCCGCUACUACAGUGGGAGAAAGUUAGUCUGUUUGACACACACCAACAGAAAGAGCAACAGAAGCAGCGAAGAUCAUCAUCGUCUCGUAAAACGUCUCAAGACACUAGCAAUAAUAGUACAAAGACAUCAUCAACAGUGGAGCCUACAAGAGAAAAUAUCGAGGCUAUCCUGAGGGAAUUCGUAGGUAGUAUGACGCAUAGUGUCAUGAAGAGUCGUGAGUCAAUACUAAGAAAUAUCCUGGAGGAGGUACUUUACUGGCAUGAGCACGAGGAAGAGUGGCAGACGCUCGUGCUGUGGCGGCUUGAAUCUUACAAAGAGGACAAGACCUCUGGUGAAACUCCUGCUACCGAGUCACGUCGUGUCAAUGCCAUGGAUGAUGUCAUCGACUCACUGCCGCUGUUCCGGGGCUUGUGGUGCUUUUUGGAGAAGCCGGUGCGGCCUCCGCCGGGGGCAUGGAAUGGCAGCGAUAAAGGCUACAGUGCCGAGUGUAGCAAGGCAUUUGUAGACGAAAAGGAGACGGUCGAGAAUAACGGUUUUACAGAGAAUUCAGCUGAAAAGGAAAGCGUAGAGAACACAGUGGAAAAGGGAUCCGAAGGGCUGGAAUUGGCAUUGGUAAAACCUGAAAAAAAUGACGGUGAAGAUCAUCAAAAGCACGAGGAAGCAGGGAUGGAGAGUGAAACGCUUGUAGCCUUCGACUCAAACUCAAGGCCGAGCGGCGAGGUGCUACCAGUAGAAGCUGAACAGAUUAAAAGGGAAGAGAAUGAGGAAGAUGAUGAUAUAGAUGCGCAUAUUCGCUCACUCGAACUCACAUCACACGAGGUGCAGUUGCGGUGGGUGAACGCUCUUGAACUCUUCUUGCGUGUACACGGCGGUCAAGGUGACCAGCUCGCCAGGAGCGGAAGCGACAGGAGGCGUUCGCAUAAGGAGGGGUCAUACAGUGAUGCAGAAGAUCAAGAGGAUUCAAGUGGGAGUGAAAUGUCACGGAUACGCCAGAGGACAAUGCAGCUGCUAUUACAGGCUGAGCGCCUUUACGGUCGUUAUCUACAAAACGGGGCGGCGUCCACGUCGCUCCAGUCGGGUGCGCUCCUUGAAUUCAUGCGGCAUAACGCCGACUGCCGACGCCGCUCUUGGUGGGAGCUGCUGUGGCCGACGUCGUGGUUCAAACGUGACAGGGACGCUCAUCCACUGGAGUGCUGUCUGUGGCGCAUGAAGCUGUCCGACCCCGCGGUGCGUCAUCUCUACAGAAACGCACUACAGCUACCGCUGGGUGAAAUUGAGGAUGUGCCGUGGAUACUGUUGCAUGUCUUGACAACACCGCCAGUUCUGCUCAGGGUACAAUACGACGCACGCUCCGUGUUCUACGCUGCAUCUUGGCUCCUCCUCUUUGCUGUCAUAGCUACUGUUGUUGUUCUUUUCUUCGGUUGA
Trypanosoma grayi is the source of this 3420-nucleotide messenger RNA. RefSeq lists its product as hypothetical. Lineage: Eukaryota; Euglenozoa; Kinetoplastea; Trypanosomatida; Trypanosomatidae. The record is from RefSeq and is a predicted model, not a curated record. The transcript has a single exon. The coding region runs from base 1 to 3420 and encodes 1139 amino acids.